AUGGCAGCGAGCGCUCCGUGUCGUCCGACCUCCUCCUCCCCCUCCACAUCCCCGGUAGGUCUCCCGGUGGUGCCGUACGAGGAGUACGAGUGUAAAAUCUGCUACAACUACUUCGACCUGGACCGGCGCGCGCCCAAGAUUCUGGAGUGUUUGCACACGUUCUGUCAGGAGUGCCUGCACGCGCUGCACCUGCGCGAGGAGAGACCCUGGCGCGUCUCGUGCCCGGUGUGUCGACACCGCACUCCCGUGCCGGACUACCAGAUCCGGAAUUUGCCCAACAACACGAAGGUUACGGAAGAUUUCCCGUUUUACAUCGACUCAGACCCACUGCCGCAAGAUGCUCUGCCCACAAGCCCUCCACCGCUGCACCCGGCGCUCAUCGCCCUCAGGCGCGACGACGCGUCAGGUGCGUCUGCCACCGCCACCACAGCCAGCCAGGCUAGCCAGGCAACGGUCACACCGUCCAGCACCAUCUCGGCGUCUGCCACCACCCUCUCGCGGGAGUCUGUCUCCUCGGCUAGCCGUUGCUAUGGCGACGAGGACUGCUGUAGUGACUGUAAGCGCCUCGCGCUGACCACCGGCUGCGUGUGCGUCAUCUUCUCAUUCCUGUCCAUGCUCGCGCUACUGUUCGUGGGCCUGAUCCUUGUGCACAGCCAGGGCGGGCCAGGGCCGCCGUCGCCUGCGGGACCCAUCUGCCUGUCUGUCGCGAGCAUCCUCGCCAUGGUGUCCGUGGUGGUGACGUGGCUGAUCUGCUGGUUAAAAUACAGACCAGAGCACGAGACUGGCCGCUCCUCUUCCAAUAGCCACUCCAGCCGGAGGAAUGCCUGA
Engraulis encrasicolus (European anchovy) is the source of this 828-nucleotide messenger RNA. Its product is annotated as E3 ubiquitin-protein ligase RNF152. Lineage: Eukaryota; Metazoa; Chordata; Actinopteri; Clupeiformes; Engraulidae. The coding region runs from base 1 to 828 and encodes 275 amino acids. Gene Ontology annotation, biological process: protein ubiquitination. Gene Ontology annotation, molecular function: ubiquitin protein ligase activity. The transcript has a single exon. The record is from RefSeq and is a predicted model, not a curated record.